CCGUCACUAUCUGAAACCCGUGCAACCCGACUCUUAAGUCUCGCGGAAGACAUGCAAAUAUGAGCUGAAACUUUACACACGGAAAAAAGAGCUUUAAGGAUUCAAUAGUUACGGGUUUUUUUGUUCGUGUGUUUGAAGUCGAGUGUGCCCCUAAGGUAAAACACACGAACUCAAGGCAAAAAUGACGCUCGACGCAGCGGAAUGCGCGACUUUGUGUAACUUUAUUUCCAGCUUGCGCCCUUCAGAUGUUGACACAUCGACGUCGUAAGGCUUCACGACUUCCUAUAGAGUCGCGGUCGAUUGUGACCCGGCUGUGGGGUUGUAAUAGUGAGCAGUGUGCAGCCGUGUGCAUGCCAGAGAGUCGACUUUGCUCUGGGUUGGAUCGGUUUUCUGCGUCACUCAGCCCUGUCACCCGAACCUGAAGACAUAAACACGGACAGAAGGCAAGGCGACACUGCGGCGUUAAACACAACUCUUGCCUGAGGGAUGACAAACCACUUAGCUGUUUACAGCAUAACUAGUUUGGAGAAGAGGAGAACAGGCAAGGGAGGAAGUGCAAUUCGUGUUCUCUUCCCUCUUCUGUGUGACAUCUGCAUACUAAGGCGCUCUGACGAAGGCAGUCAGACUUGUAGAGCGGUGGUUUUUUUUUUUUUUUCUUUUUUCUGAUGACUGAUGAGCAUUUCUGCACACCCUUUCGUAAUUUUGCAAUCUCAUCAUGAGCCUCUCUCCUCAUCAGAGAGGGAACGUCAGUAAUCUGGGCAAACAGAAUAUCGAAAGCAUUGAGGAACUGGCGCAGCAUUCAGGCGAGGGCUUUUACAACGCCGGGGGUGCGGCGUUGGAGCAAGCGAACAGCGGUGCCGGAGGAGGGACUGACCCCAGUUUUGAUCUCCAAAACUCAGCUAUUUUUAAAUCUGAGAAAGGCUACCAACUAUGGGGUCAUUUUCAGCAGUCUGGUCCAGUGAAAUGGGUGUCUCAAGAGCCAGUGCAUUCCUCCACUUGGUUUCCAGGCCUACCGAAUUCAACUAAACUGCCCCAAAACUUUGGACCUUCUCUCUGUGGAAUGGAGGAUGCACGAGGACACCAAGCUUUACCCAAGACCAAUCAUGACAUGGAUAACUUGCAGCAAGAGAAAAUGUCUGCAGGUUCCUCCGUGACCUACUCCGAACCAAUGCAAGCUCUGGCACCAGGAAUGGAAUGGGACUCUCAUACCAUGACAGCCAUGCAUCAUUCCCAGUUCCAGUCUCAUCAGCAGGGCCAAAAACCAGGCGACCCACAGUUCCAGCCUCACACCAUGCGCCACUCCAUGCCCGACUCUACUCUACAGCCCUUUCAGGUGGCGUUUGGACCUAAUAAGCAACUUCAGACCUCAGGUUUCUAUCGAGCUUUCCAAGGAAACAGUGCACCACAGAAUCUGGGUUACAGCGAACCACCAAAAUCGCAGCAGCAGCAGCAGCAACUCUUGCAGUUACAACAGCAACAGCAGCAGAUGCAGCACAUGUUGCAACAGCAACAACAACAACAACAACAACAACAGCGAAUGCUCCAAAUUCAACAGCAGUACCACCAUCAGCAGAAGAUCCAGGAACAGCUGCAGCAGAUGCAGCAACAGCAGCAUCACCUGCACCAACUGCAAAACAUGCUGCAACCAGAAUCAUGUUCUUCGCAACCACUUCAGCAAGACCAGCAGCUGGCCAGACCAGCACCGCAACCGGACAACAGUCAGGUCAAAGCAGGUUCUUGUACGGUGCCUCAUCAAAGACAGAAUCCAAGUCCACAGUCACCAAUGAACAAAGAUCCAGCGCUUGGUCAAGCACUUCAAGAGACACAAGAAACCGAAGGCAAAACUGAGGCUCUCCCUCGGCGCUCCAGAAGGCUCUCAAAGGACGGCAUCUCCCCUCCAGGCAACCCACCAGCGAAGGAACCGGCUCGCAACGGAGGCAUCGCUGGUGUUCCCGGACCCUUGGUAGGGGUCAUCCACAGCACUCAGAGACGGAGGAGGACGUCCAAAGAGAUCAACCUCGAGACUCUGGCUCAGAAGGCUUCGGAGAUGGAGUUUUUACCCGCAAAGCGUGAGGAGAGUACAGCUAGCAGACAGACCGGGAUGCCUCCUCUAGUGAUCCCUGUGUCUGUACCUGUGAGGAGGAAUCAGGUCCAGAUGGAGCAGACGGGCGGCUGGACGCGUGAGCAGAGGCUUCCUCCAGAAAGUACUCAACCGUCCGAGCACAAACCCUCCGUUAUCGUGACACGCCGACGCUCCUUACGAGCCUCUGACAGUUUCAACCAGGAGGACGCCAUGGAGGAUGGAAGAUCCCCGGACAAGAUGAAGCGCCGGCCGCGACCCGAGCCCCUGGUCAUCCCUCCUCCCAGACCGUGCACGUUCAUCGCUCCGUCCAUCUACUCCAGCAUCUCGCCCUUCCCGAGCCACCUGCGCUCCCCUGUACGCCUCCUGGACAACCCUCUAACCCUGCCACCCUACACUCCUCCACCCAUCCUGUCUCCAGUGCGCGAGGGCUCUGGACUUUACUUCUCCACCUUCCUAUCCUCGAUAGCAGCAGGAAAUCAGGGCUUGCCUCCACCACCAACUCCUAAAACUGCCUCCAGGAGCCUCCUGCGCUCAAGCAGUUCUGAUAUCACUCCUCCGAUGCUCCCUCUGAUCGGAGAGGCCACGCCCGUCAGCUUAGAACCGCGAAUAAACAUCGGCCCUAAGUACCAGGCAGAGAUCCCCGAGCUCCAGGAAGAGUCACUGGUGGAACAGGAUCAGCACAAAGCUACGCUGGUGUGGCUCCCACUGCCACAGGUGGAAUCUUCACCUUCCCAAAAUGAGACAGUGGAUAAUCUGAUGAACCUGGCCUGCUCCAGUGUGCUGUGUGGAGGAGGAACCAACGUGGAGCUCAUGCACCACUGUCUUCACGAGAACGGAGGUGACGUCAUGAAAACUCUGGAAGUGUUGUUGCUGAAGAAACCUAUUUUCCCCAAAGAUCAUCACCUCACUAACUACCACUAUGCAGGGUCCGACUGCUGGACUGUGGAUGAAAAGCAUUACUUCAACAAAGGGAUCUCUGCUUACAGGAAGGACUUCUUAUUGGUGCAGAAAUUGGUGCAGACUAAAACAGUGGCACAGUGUGUGGAAUUUUAUUACACCUAUAAGAAACAGGUGAAAGUCGGACGCAGCGGGAUCCCGAUCUACGGCCCUCUUGAACCAGAAGAGCGCGUACCUGAGAUCCCACAAAUCAAACAAGAACAGCCGGAAGCGGGAGACGAGAGCAAACGCAAGGCGGAGCACGAAGACGGCGGCACCGAUCACCUCCGGAACGUGACCAAGGCUCUUCAGGUCAGCAAGAGCGAAGGGAAAGUCUUAGUGCUGAGCAACCCCAAAGUGGUCUCUUUGAAUGAGGUAACCGCACUGAGGCAGGAAACACGGACUCCGCCUUUCUUCGCCCCAAAACCACGCGAGAGUGCAGCCAGGAGAAGUGCACCAGCGAGUGCCCCAAAGAGUCAAGGAGAACCUGAGGGCAUAUUUCCAUGCAAGAAGUGCAGCAGGGUGUUCUACAAAGUGAAGAGCCGCAGCGCGCACAUGAAGAGCCACGCCGAACAGGAGAAGAAAGCUGCGGCUCAGAGACAGAGAGAGGAAGAGGAGCGUCUGGCGGCAUUGGCCAGGCUCAAGCAAGAGCAGGCAGAGAGGUUCGAGGAUGACAGCGAUGAAGACGAGGAGUACGUGAUCGAGACGGACAACGACAGAGACGAUGACUGGCGAUGAGUUUUGUUUUUUUGGGUUUUAUUUAGCCGAAUCUAUUCCAAAUCCAAUGAACUUUUUAUUAAUAUAACCAAAGGGAUGGCGUGAAUGUGAUAUGACUUUUUCUUGUUGCUGUAACAACAUGACAGAUGUCUUUAACAAAUGUCUGAAUGUAGAUUUAAACACAGACUACAUGACCUCCGCUCACUGUUUUCUCAUUUCCCUAAAAAAAGUAUGUAGCAAGGUUUUUAAAGCAGCUUUUGUAAUAACUUGGGGAAUGUUUUCGAUGAAAUUCACAUCUGUUGUGUUAAAUAAUAAUGGUUUAUUUUUACUUUGUAUAUAUAUAUUAAAAAAAAGGACUAUUCUGGCUUAAAGACAAAGAAAUUCUAAUCAAAGGAAAUUGUAUUUUGUACAAUUGUAUUAUCAGCUCAAGGACACACUAUUAUUUAGAUCUUUAUUCCAUGAAAAUAAGGGUAAUUUUUUCAAAAAAAUUGGAUGUAUUUUGUACAUGAAACGUCGAAAUAGAAAAUAUACGUGGAGUUCUCUUUGUAUUUUCUUAUCGAUAUUUAUACAGAGUAUAAAACAAAAUAUCUUUUGGUGUCGAAGAUUUUAGCGGCUGUUAAAUGAAACGUUUCAUGCACUAAAUGAUACGCCAUCCGUCUGUCCUUCAGGUACAGUGACUGUUGUUCUGUCUUUGUUAGAAACGUCACCAAGCCUUAAGGAGGGAAAUUUUCAGAAAAGGUUAAAUAAAUGCUUUUGAAGAAAAAAAAAAAACAAUAAAGGGUUAUAUUGUGUAAUGUGA
This is a messenger RNA of Hemibagrus wyckioides, 4535 nucleotides long. RefSeq names its product mitotic deacetylase associated SANT domain protein a (gene mideasa). The coding region runs from base 716 to 3757 and encodes 1013 amino acids. The record is from RefSeq and is a predicted model, not a curated record. Lineage: Eukaryota; Metazoa; Chordata; Actinopteri; Siluriformes; Bagridae. Gene Ontology annotation, biological process: regulation of transcription by RNA polymerase II; negative regulation of DNA-templated transcription. Gene Ontology annotation, molecular function: transcription corepressor activity. Gene Ontology annotation, cellular component: transcription regulator complex; histone deacetylase complex. The transcript is spliced from 13 exons.